Molecule: messenger RNA, 993 nt
Organism: Colletotrichum orchidophilum
Lineage: Eukaryota; Fungi; Ascomycota; Sordariomycetes; Glomerellales; Glomerellaceae
Product: NUDIX domain-containing protein
Exons: 3
Coding region: 1-993 (330 amino acids)
Biological process (GO): ribose phosphate metabolic process; nucleoside phosphate metabolic process
Molecular function (GO): ADP-ribose pyrophosphatase activity; ADP-glucose pyrophosphatase activity
Source: RefSeq, a predicted model, not a curated record
AUGUCACGUUUAUACGCUCUGUUCAGAGAGAUGAGAGUAGCCGCGCUCGUCGUUCGACAAAAACCCCAUCGUGUCAACAACAGACCAAAGUUUAGCGACUUUCGAUCAGCCUUCAUUCGACCAAGCCUCUCAAAUAGGCAUCCAAUUCGCGCCGUCAGAAGCAUGUCGACAGUGACACUUGAGAAAAGCGGCAUCCAGGUCAAGCUACCCGAUGGCUUGUCAGAGGACCAACUGCUAGGUUUCCGACCUUUCAACGAUUGGGUCAAGAGCCUCGGCAACACCCUGAGCCUACAAGCCAAGAACAAGGAUCACCCAUUCCAUCAGGACCCCUACCAUCUACGCGGUAUCACAGUCCAGGCGUUCGACAUCUUCGGCUCUGGCCGAGUCGGUUUCCUCAAGGUCUCAGCCGACGUCAAGAAUGGAGCAGGAGAAGGGCUGCCUGCUAGCGUGUUCCUCCGCGGGCCCAGCGUCGGCAUGCUGGUGAUGCUCAUCCCCGAUGACGCACCGCCCGAUAGCGACGAGCGCUACGUCGUCUUGACGGUGCAGCCCCGCGUGCCUGUCGGCAGCCUUUCAUUCGUCGAGUUACCCGCUGGAAUGGUUGACGACAGCGGCAGCUUCGCCGGCGCGGCGGCAAAGGAGAUCCAGGAGGAGCUCGGCUUGGAAAUUCACGAGUCGAAGCUGACGUGCUUGAGCGAGCUAGCCGGCGCGGGCAGAUCAGCGGGAAAUGAAGCCGAAGAGGGUCUGGCAGAGGCAAUGUACCCUUCUGCGGGUGGAUGUGACGAGUUUGUGACGCUAUAUAGCCACGACAAGAGGAUCCCCCGCAGGCAGUUGAAGGAUUGGAGCGGCAAGCUGACUGGCUUGCGGGAUCACGGGGAGAAGAUCACGCUGAAGCUCGUGCCCAUGAAAGAUCUGUGGCGGGAGGGCGCGCGGGAUUCAAAGUGUCUCGCAGCGCUGGCUCUGUGGGAGGGACUCCGGCGCGAGGGCAUGAUAUGA